This is a messenger RNA of Epinephelus moara (kelp grouper), 16275 nucleotides long. It is a transcript of the gene syt16, whose product is annotated as synaptotagmin XVI. The record is from RefSeq and is a predicted model, not a curated record. NCBI's taxonomy places the organism in Eukaryota, Metazoa, Chordata, Actinopteri, Perciformes, Serranidae. The coding region runs from base 415 to 2094 and encodes 559 amino acids. The transcript is spliced from 12 exons.
UUGAGAACGUAUUUGUGAAUGUUAUAUGUUUGUUUUUACUGCUCAGACAUUCUGAUACUAUGUUCAACCUGCCUUGUUUUUUUUAAAUUUGUUGUUCAGUCAGUGGAAAAAAAAGCUAAACGUUAGCCUACAUGUUAGCGGACUUGUUAAGCUGUUUUUAGUCUCUAUGACUGAAUUUAGCUAACGUUACUUCUUAUAUUGGGAUAAUUUACCAAAGUGUUAGUUAGUUAUAAGAAAUGUAUUUUAUUUAUGAGUAACAGCGGUGGGAGUCCCUGAAGGCGUCACCGUUCACCGCUGUGUGGCUGCAGAUCUUUGCGGCUCUGGAGGAUGAGGAGCGGCGGGGAUGCUGCUGCCUCUGCUCCGCCGAUCACACACUCGGUCCCGCUGGUAGUCUGAGGGGAAACAGUCGCAGCCAUGGCCUCGGACAUCCCCCCAGAGGCCAUCGGCUUCCUGUCGGCGGUGGGCGUCUUCAUCGUGGCGUUGGCCGUCCUCUUCCUCUUCAUCAACAAGAAGCUGUGUUUCUCACGCAUCGGUGGACUGCGCUGUCUGGAGCAACAUGGCCGCCGGAAGAAAGGACGACUGGGAAUCCGCCAGGGGCUCGACAUAGGGGAGGAGAGUCUUGCAACACACACGCGUGUUUCAGAGGGAGAAGUGAGCAGCUACGGUGGCGAUGAUGAUGAAAAUGCCAGCAGCUCCUCUGACAGUGAAGACGAGGUUCUGAAGCAGUUUGAGAUCUCGGUGUCACGUUCGCAGAGUUUUCGUACCUCAGCAGCAGCGAACAGCGGCGACCAGCAGCCGACUCAGCUGUCGUUGGGCCGACGCCACAAAUUCACCCGACUGUCGGACCAGGAGGAGGGCAGCACCGAGCCAUCAGACUGUGAAGACAUGGAGGCUCAGAAUCCGCCGAAGGGUUUCCAGGACCCGCUCUCUGCAGCGGCACAAGAGAACGAGAGGCCGUCGGCGGUCUCUCCGAACAGACCGGCUGCACUGGAAGCAUCGAGCACCAGGGACAGUCCAGUCCCAAGUAUGAAUCGACAAGCCGCAGAUGGCAGCGAGGACACGGAGAAGCCUGCAGAUUACGACAAGAAUGAUGCCACAGACAGCUCCUCCACCUGGAGCCCAGAGCAAGAGCAUCCUCCCCAGGAUGAGGUCUCCACUCAGCCGGCCACUUCAUCCCCUCGAACCCCCAUCUCUAAAUGUGGAGACUUGGUCCUCUCUUUGGAGUACCGGCCCGACACAGAGAAGCUGCUGGUCUCCGUGAUCGCGGCCCGGGACGUCCCCGACAAGGCCCGCAGCGGCAUGGACUCCUGGCAGGUGCACAUGGUCCUGCUCCCCUCCAAGAAACAACGCCACAAGACAUCAGUGCAGAAAGGCUCGCUGCCGCACUUCAACGAGACAUUUCGCUUCUCACGCCUGGAGCCGUCAGACCUGCACAUGACGGCCAUCAGGUUCAGGCUGUACGCGCUCGGACCUUCUCGGAUGUCUCGUGAGCGGAUGAUGGGUGAGAAGGUGCUGCGUUUAGGUGGGCUGGACCCGGACGGAGGGACGAUGGAGACGACACUGGUCAUGGAGCCUCGCAGUAACCUCAAGAGCGUGGACUCCCAGCUGAGCCUGUCUGCUGUGUCACAGAGCGACAGCGCCUCGUCCACUCAGUCUCUCACUCAUGGCGGCGUCCCCGAGCUGCUGGUGGGUCUCACCUACAACGCCACCACAGGACGCAUGUCGGUGGAGCUCAUCAAGGGCAGCCACUUCAGAAACCUGGCCAUCAAUAGACCACCAGACACCUAUGGGCGUCUGACUCUGCUAAACUCGGUCGGGCAGGAGAUCUCUCGCUGUAAGACGUCGGUGCGUCGCGGCCAGCCCAACCCCGUCUACAAGGAGACCUUCGUCUUCCAGGUGGCGCUGUUCCAGCUGUCAGACGUCACGCUGCUGGUCUCCAUCUACAACCGCCGCAGCAUGAAGCGCAAGGAGAUGGUGGGCUGGGUCGCUCUGGGCCAGAACAGCAGCGGCGAAGAGGAGCAGCUCCACUGGCAGGACAUGAAGGAGAGUCGAGGACAGCAGGUUUGCCGCUGGCACGUCCUCCUUGAGGCAUAACGCCACCACGAUAUAGGAUUUUUUUUUCAAAGAGAAAGGGAGUUUAUUUUUGCGCUGGAGUUCUUGAGGAAUGAUUGAUUUGAUGUGCGGACGGGAUGAUGCAUGUGGUUUCAAAGGCGAUGGAUUCAAGGACGUAGCUUUCUUAGAGCACGCUCUCCAGUAUCGUCACAUCAACAUCAAACCUGGCUGGUUAUUUGGUGUCAACUUGAGGAACAAAUUCCUCUGCUUUUGGAGGCCGACACAAGUUUAAAAGCGGAUGUUUCUGUUGGUGAAUAAAGAAUUAAAUAACUGAAUAAUAACUGAAAGAAGAAAGCCUUCAGCGAGGUUACAUGACAAAUAGAGGAAUAAGUCAUCGAAAAUAUUUCUUUGGAUAUUAAACCUUUAUAAAUUCUUUCAGAAUUUCACUUCUCCUUCUCCAUAAAAAAAUCUUUGGAGAAGAUCCGUCGACCUCCAAGAGGAGCUGAGAAUUUAUCCUUCACUUCUAGCUUUUUAUUUGCUAAAGCAGCUCAGUUGUGAGAGGAGGAAGCUGCAGUUUAGUUUUUCUAGUGAAAUGCUGUGUUAGAAAGUACAUACAAAUUAGAGGUGUGUGCGUGCGUGUGUGCGUGUGUGACUUGUUAUUUCUAAAUCUUGCUGUUCUUUUACUGGCUGGCAAAUCAAUGGAGAUGCCAACGAAACUGCACAGCGAGAUGAUCAGUUCUGAGCUGAUGGAGACAGGAAACAGAGAGAUGCAACGUUGUGAAAAAUUGAAAAUAUUUUUGUCAGAAACACGGCAGGUUUGUCUCAAACUGAGCACAAAUAAGCUGAGAGUGGUGGGUUUUAUGUGACGAUCGACACGAAUCAAUCAAAAGUCCAGGAAGUAAUCAAUACAUUCAUUCAUUACAAGGCACUCAUCCGUCCACAUAAUCACCUUCCUAACCACCAUAGUUUGCUCCAUAAACUGUCCCCAGAGCUCUUAUCUGGGCUUCAACUCACAAAUUAGUGAUUAAUCAACUCAUAAUUUUCAAACUAAGUCAACUAAUGUACCAAAAAAAACAGAGUGGAAACGCAGAAAAUCAACCUAAAAAAUAUUACAGAAGGUUUUUACGUUGGGCUGAGGUGAAAAAGUUGUAUUGAUAAAAUCACAAUGCGAAAAAUUGCCAUGGAAACAGAUCUGAGGAAUUAAUCAUGACAUACAUGAAGCAUGUGACUCAAAGGAAUAUUUCUAAUUACUUAACUCGUGUUAUGUUGAAUCCAUGAGGAGAACUUUGUUGCAAAUGUUCUUGCUUGCCUCUGGUCAAUGGAGAAAAAAUUAAGAAAAUAAAAUUAAGAAAAUACUUGAUGAUUUAAAGUGAAUGAAUUGGUGAUGGUGAUGAUUAAAACCGUGUUUAACAACUGCAACACUACAUCAAAACGUCUGUUUACGAACUCUUAAACAACUGGUACAACAUAAUCAAAGCCUUAUUUAUCCAGUGGUAUGCUCAGUACUUCCCAAAAAAUGCAUUUUGGCUAAAAACUGUUUAAAACACUUCUGCAUCAACAAUCAUAUGCAUCUGAAAGAGAAACUUAUCUUAAACAGUAAUUUUACCUCACUUAUCACAGAAGCUCAGCUGCUGCCUCGAUCAGAGUGUUUGUGUCACAAAUUAAAUGGCACUAGUUUAAAAAAAACAACAACAAAAAACACUUUUUAUUGUUGCCAGGCAACCACCCCAUCACGUCCUUACACUAACCUUCCCUUGUAAUCAAUCUACCAUUAUUUUUUUUCUCAUGUUAAUUAGUAUCUAGUUCCUAAAGUGUUAAGGCAGAGGGCAGAGGCUGUAGCGCUGGUCGAGGGUGCACAGGGAAACGGAGAUCUGUGUGGGUACAUGAGACCCUAAUAAAGAGGGUGGAUCACAGGAGCUUCUCCUCCAUGAUGGCCGUAUGCAGGCACAUAUCAAAAGGCUGUAUAACUUUGGGUAUCCAGCAACUGCUACCACCAGUUUCUCCUCCAUUGUUUACUAACUGUAAACAACGCCUCUCAAAUCAUCCAAUUGGACAAUGGGAAGAAAGAUGAUGAAGGAGAUGAUGUGGGGCGUUAUUCCGCUUUGAGUUUAAGUUUUUUCAACCAGAGCAGUUCAGAGUGCUCCGGCAAAAAUGCCAGCUGCCGAGAGCGCAGAAACACGAGGCGCAUCACAACGCAAAAAGCUUAAUUCUCACUUAAACAAUUACAAAAAGGCGCCUCCAGCUGCUAAAACGCUUUCUGCGUGAUCAGGGCCUUAAAGAGGUAAAUCUACUGCUUUUGCCAGUGGACUCUGACAAGUAUUGAGCAUACGACUGGAUAAGUGAGACUUGGAUUAUACUGAACAAGUUCUGUGAGAGUUUGUAAACAGAUGUUUUUAUUUAGUUUUGCUAUUUUGAACCCGAACCCCAAUGACUUUCAAGAAUUUUGUUCGUUUUUGGAUUCUUCGUUAACCAGAGGCAAGCGAGAAAAUUCAGCGUAACACAGGGUGAGUAAUUGAUAUACAAACGGCCAUUUAGUGGUAAAAUAUUUCUUUAAACAACCUCCGAAGAGGCAAAAACAUGAGAUUUGUAUGGAGUGACAAAGAGACUAUAACCUUCCUCACAUUAAAAACAUGAGAUAAACACAAUCGGCAUAUUUACAUAAAGUUUUCCCGCUUGGUUUCCUAUGAUUUCAGCUUUCCUUCUGAUGAUGUCAUCUCCUUGUGCCCUCUUGUUUUACACCUGGCUGGAGAAUUAGCUCCACUAACAGUUUAUCACUAACUCCUCAUAUUCACAUUAACAGUAGUGGAUGGAAAUGUGCAGAAACUCACAUGUUUUUUGUUCUACAUUUGGAUGGAAACCUCACUGGCGUUCAUGUUGCCACUGCAGGAUGACAUCACCAUAAAAUACUGAGUGAGGAAACAAACACGAGAGUAGAAGUGAAGAUGCUUUAUGAUUCAAGUGGAGGAGGAAGGCGUCUCAUUCAUAUUUAGCACUCAUUCAUAUUCUGACACAUGUGGUACUACAGGCAGGAAGUAGCAGCAGCUGGAGACUCUUAACCCGUUGGGAUGAGAGCAUCUCUUCCCUCGUCGAUGCUGAAUGAUGUUAUUUGGCCUCGGCUCCAUCUCCUUCACAGGGCAAAGCUCAUUUCAACACCCAUCAACGCUGAGCUGAAAAGCGGCUUUAAAUAUCUCACUGCAGCUGUUAAUAACAUGCAGUGAAUUACCCUGGAAGUGUGUGUUUUUUCCCCCCGUACACUCGCUCUGUGGUCUAAUUGGUAGUUACAGCUGUAGGAUUGUACAGUGUGAUGACGGUAAUGCCGCUGCUAAUGCUCAUCCCCUUCCAGUCUGAGCAUCAUUGAGUCAUAAGGCAUCAGUUCAGCCCGGAGGGGAGGAUUAUAUUUGUUUGUGUAGACAGAUACUGUAGCUCCAAACCCCCUCGAGGCUGGGCUGGGGUGGGGGGUUCACACACCGACAGCAGGAGAUGUGUUUAUAUGAGCGUUUGUUUUCUUCAGUCAGGUGACAACAGAGCUCUCUUUAGAAAUGAUGAACUGCAGCUGGUUUUGAAAACUGUCAUCGGAAGAAGAAAGUGACUAAAAAAUACAUGAUUUCAUGGGUUUAUGAAGAUGACAGUCUGUAAUUAUGUUUUGAAAAUGAAGCAUAACAAAAAAACUGAAAGGCUGAUGUUCAUAUUCAAAUUCUUCAUGUGAAUGAAAGGGUCAGUUCACCCAAAUCAAAAGAAAGCCUGUCCCCACACAUCCGUAACAGGCAUUGCGCAAUCCAGUUAUUUUAAAAGACACCAUCCCAACACAAAGGACAUGAAUGCAAUUUUGGUUUUGCUGCUAAAAGCACUAAAUUAUAUUGAAAAAUGUCACAGGACCUUGUAUUUCCAGAAUUUAAUGCUGGUAUUUUUCAUAAUCCUCAGACCAAACAAACAUAAAAAUGCUUUCCAUUGUAUAUAAUCGAAGCUUUUAAUACUACACAAAGUAAAAUAUUAAAAUUUAAGACCAUAUCUUUUAUGGCUGCACCAAAGUCUUAAUGUCUUGUGCAUCAUUUUAUGCACGUCCCCAAAGUUCAGACAUAUUUGAUAUCUUUUAAUAUUGGGAUUUCCACUAAAAUUAAGAAUUCACUCUUAUUGGUUUGGACAGUUUAUUUCAACAAAUAUUGCUACUUUCACCCUUGCUUCUUAGAGACAGUAGUCAUUUUUCUAGGGCUGCCUCCGACUAAGAAUUUUCCUAGCUGACCAAUAGUAGUCAUUUAGGUCCAUUAGUCGACUGGUCGCCUGCAUGUUUACGAUAUUAAUGUAAUGAUUAAAUGAUAUAUUUUGGUGGUUUGAGUUGAAGGUGUGAGAAAGUAUAGUAUCAGUAACAUUGUUAACACUGUGCUACAUUACAGAGAAAUACAAAACCAUACUAAUGAACCUUCAUUAAUAUAGGCCUAUAUUUUAUCUACAGGUGCACGUCACACACUGAGCGAGCCGCCUGUUAAUGACACUGUGGGCUAAUGGGCAUGUAGCUACUUCCAUGUUUCAGAUGAUACGUCAUGUUUGUAGUCGACCAAUGAAGAUGAGUUUACAUAUCACCUUGAGUUCGUCCUUCACCUUCUCAAAAUGAUCCCACACUUUGGAUUUCCUGACCGACAUGUUAUUAACUAGCCUGUGGAAUAACCGCAGGUACCAGCCCUGGAAAUUAGGGGCCGUACACAUGCCGCAUGUGUUGGACUAAGCGCCCACAGAAAUCCUGCCGACUAAUGACCUUUGUGGUCGACUAACGUUUUGGUCGACUAUUAGGGGGCAGCCCUACAUUUUUCAGGUGUUCCUUGUCUUAAGUGUUUAAACAAACAAGUACUGUAAUUUUUCUAGUUUCUACUCUGGAUAAUCUACAAACAUAUCAUCUUUCAACAACUGUCUAACUAAAGCUAGAAAAUACUGAAAUAUGUCUAUGAAUCAUAUUUUCCAUCUCGUCUCAGCAUGUCAUUGAAGCUACUUCACACCCAAGAAGCUAUGUUUUGCACUGUUCCACCAAAACCAAAUGUUCUAGAUGUCUCAUGCAUGCAGCAUGUUACGCACAUUUAUCCAGAUUUUGCCUCGUACAUUUAGCAUCUUUGGAACCUUUAAGACCUCAACUAGAGAUUCAAAUAAAGUUCUGUGAGUUUAAACAAAGCUUCAUACAACAUAAGUGUACAAAACAUGAAACAAAGAAGGUUAAUUAGCCUACAAUAUCCUUGGGUGCACUUACUUUUGUACAAUUUGUUUUGAGUGUCUCUCUGUAAAGUAGAGGACUUUUUAAGAGCCCACUGGACAAAUGAAAACUGUAAUUCAGUUUAUAGUUGAAGGAAGACGGACAUUUUAAAUCCAGAACAGGAGAUAAUCGUUAGAAUUUCCAAAUGGCGGAGGAGGAGAUAUCCUCAUGAAACACAUACAUGAUUCAAAAGAGUUGAGAUUCACUACCAAGCCUACAUCAUCAUCAUCAUCAUCAUCAUCAUCACAUACUUCACAAACCAUAAAGAACACAAUUGUUCCGAUGUAUUCGACCCACUUCUCUCCGUUCCAAUGAGAACACAAUGAUAUAUAUGUUUAUUUAUUCAGGGAAGCUUUCAGCGGUGAAGAUAAGGUCUUUAAGUUCAAGAAUGAAUGAUAUGCGGAAGGACACACUAUACUCAUUCUAUAUCUGUUAGACGCAGGAAACAAGCUGUAAAUGCUGUAUGUCUCGUGUUUAAACUGCAGAUAUGUGAUGACGAAUACUUCAGGUAUAAAUGAAGCAUUGGAUGAAGAAUAGGAGUGCUGCAGCUGGCUGUAAAGGCUGGAUUGUUUUUAUUUUUAUUUGAUUUUUAAUAUUUUUUGUACAUAAAAACUAAUCUAAGGCCACAAUAUGGGACUUUUGAGUUAAGUUUAUGUAGGCGGAGUCAAAAACCACAAGUUAGCUACAGUUAGCUUUGGCUCCGUUAGCUGUUUCUACAAAGUUUUUUUUCUUAUUUUCUCAGUGGCUUUUUCUGUCCACAAAGUAAAUGAGUAUUUACAACUGUAUGUGCUGAUAAAAUAAUAGCACCAAGCUAAGAUAAACGAACAAUUGCGCCCUAAGUUAGCCUGCUGUUGAUAGCUUUCCAUCCUAGCAUGCAGCUUAAAAUGAUGAACAGAAGUUCAAUCGCUCCAAAUUAAGAAUGAAUCAUUUUGGUAGUAGUAAUAGUAAAACAUUGGACCCUGGUUGCCAGUCAUAAAAUUCUGUUUUUAACCAAGCUGAAAUAGCAGCUGACGCUUACAGAUUUCGUUAGCUAAAGCAAGCAUGCUAAUAAACGUUAGCUCCAUGAGUUGGUUGGAAUUCUUGUCUCCGUCUGACUUGUAUCAAUAUGAAAAAACCUGACAAAGCAUCUUAAAUUUGGCUACAUAAAUGACAUCAUGCUAACUUGCCCAUGUAGUGAUGAAAAAAAGGCUAAAGCAGACAUAAAGAAACUAGCAUUGUUCACUAGUUAGGCUUAGCUAGUUAGCCAGUUAGCAUUAGUGUUAUAGUAAUAUGUUCACAAUAGAAAUACAUAAUAAGUUACUUGGACAAACAACACAAAGGUUCCAUUUACUUUCUUGGUCAUUCCUGUUAUGCAGCGACAUUUCUGCCCACAUGAAUGAAUUCCUCAUAUUUUCUUUAAAAUGUGCCCAAUAUUUACGUAUAAAAAAUGGCUUAAAUUAUAGGCCUUCAACAGAUAAUAAUGCACAUUAAAUAUACUUUUCUGCUGACCUCUUAUUUUAUGUUAUUUUUUGAUCCAUGUGCUCUUUUUUUUACCAUGUCCCCAGUUCAUAGUCAGUAACUUUAAAUAAAAUGAUAAAAUACUCAAAAUAGUUCCACCAUGUUAGACUAAAUUAUGAAGACAGAUGGUCCAAUCAAAAAAGUGAAAAAAUGUACUUGAUUUAGUUAUAAAAAUAAAAAUCUGUUAUGUGUUGAGGGUUAGCUAGCUAAAUCAGGAUCACUCACAGAGCUAUGGCUAACUUAGCUCGAAAUUUUCCAUACUUUAAGGUGGAUAGCCCAAGUAAACCAGUCUACCCAUAAAGAUUAAUGUUGCGUAAAUAAUGCAAAUGUUGCUUCAUGACAGGAAUGACACCUUUACUGAAUUUUCAAAUGGUAUUUUUUGCUUUUACACAUGAAAAUCCUUUCUGGAUUGCGGGUAAACUCUCCGCCAAACCAAAUUAAGGGCAGGGCAGAGCUGCUAAUGUUAGCCUAAACUGUGAUAGAGGUCAAAUAUAUGAUACAGUAGCAUCCACGUCCGGCUCCAAUAGUGGAUGCUCCAGUGCUGAUUUGGACUUUUUGUAACCAUAAACCAGCAAAAUCAAGUAGUUACGUCAUGAUGUGCUAUCCCUUGCUGUUAGUAGUAUUGCUUGAUUAGCCUACCACUAGUAGUAAGCUAGUUAGCUAGGCCUGCUAGCAUUAGCAUGAAUUCCUUACAGUUUUUCGCUUUUGUUAUUAAGGAGAAAAAAUAGUUCAACUUUAAAGAUACGAAAGCUUAUCAUGACCCAUGGGUUGCUAAGCUAUGAUCUGAAAAUCCCUGUCUGGUAAAGGGGUUAAGCUAACGGCCAUUUUUUUGCUAGCUAGCUAGCAGACUGGCAAACUCCAAAGCAGUUUUGUUGUGUUUGUAUAAAAAUGUGAAGGUUUGGAAGUGUUAGCAACCAACGUACAAGAGCAGUUGUGUGUAAAUUUAAAUUUAUUGCAUCAUGAAACUGAAUUUUUUUAGCUGUUUAGUGAAAUGACAAAAAUAAAGACAGGAAAUUUCAAGUAGCAGCACAACAAACUGUGCUACCACAUCUUUUUCUCUCAAAUUACAGUAGGCCUAUCUUACAAAACAUUAUUAGUGGUAGUCAUUUUUGUCAAUUAGUGAGCUACGUUUUUGUUUGGCAGAUGAGUCAAACAACCUGUCACAGGUUUUGAUAUCAGCACUCCUAUUCUGCAGGCUUCAUACAUGUGAGCGUGAAUAGUGACAUGAACUAUAGUUACUGCACAGACUGAUAUAUUUUAUGCAUGUCAAGCUGUUGUACAGAAUGUAAUAUCUAUUAUAUAUUUUUUAAAAUAGUAAAUGUUAAAUGUUCUUAUUAGUAUUUCCCAGGAUUUCUAUUUCGUAUUUACACGUCUGCAUGCUCGGUUUGAGACCCCAGGUUGUAUUACAGAUGUGAGACAAUCAGGUUGUGCUGCAGAUGUGAUACCGUUGUAAUAACUCUGAUGAUGAAGUGCCUGUAACAUUUUGAGAUCAAACAUAUCCACCAUGAGAACAUAGAUGAUCCAAAUUUGCAUGAAGCCUUCUCGUUGUUCCCUGUGAAUGCUGCUGUAGGACUGCAUGCAUGAGAGGUGACUAUGAUGUCAAGGCCUGGACCAGGACUGAGGUCCAAGUCCAAGUCAGACCAGGACUGAAGCUCAAGUCAGACCAGAUUCAGUCAGGUACAAGUCCAUACGACACCUACAGGAAGUUAAAGUCAAAAAAAUAAAAAGAAACUAAAGCACAGUCCCCUUUUUCCGUAUAUGAAUAUCCUGGCAGGUCUUAGAUCUUCACUGACAUCCAAAGUAGAGCCUGCAGCUGACACAACUGAGACACUGACUCUGUAGAGACUGCGGUUCUGGUCUGGCCUGGUCUGGUCUGGGUCAUGCAUGCUGAGCACCCAGAAAGCACUUUUUGUACCAAGUUUUGUCGUUGCCAAUAAAAGCCAGAAGAUCCCUGCUGUGGGAACGUCUGUCUGCCAUCUGUUUUCUUUGGUUUGUCUCCUCGUCCCGCUCAGAUGUCUUAAUUCUGAGAAUGAGGCUUUUCUAACCAGUUAACAACAAAACCACACAGUUCAUCCCCCUGUGAUUGGUAGUGGAGAUUUCCAGUUUCACAUAGGAAAUCUCAGAGUGGAUUACAGAUUAGGGAAAGUAUUUUGUGUUGAAGUGUUUUGGGAAAGUUUAAUCUUUGGCAGCAGAUGCUUUGGGUUUAGACUUAGUCAACAAACAUGCAGCUUGUUUGUGUUGCUGUUUAUUAGCUGCACAGUGUCAAGUGUUCAAUUAACCAUUAUUAUUUCUUAAAAUAUGCUUAGCACAGUCACCAGAGGAAAAUGUUGGCAUCGUACAUUUCUGCAAAUCACGAACAGGUUAGAUUUGCACGUUUCAUAUAUCAAUGUUGUAUCAAUGCAAAUGUAACAUAUCUGUUGUUUACAGAUUCGUACAAUGCCAACAUUUUUUGAGGUGACUGGGUGACUGUCUGGUGGUGUAUGGUCACAUUUGAUUUGAUUUUAACCACUUAAAACUUAUGUCAUGUUCCUGACUUUAAUGACUGAAAAUAAUCAAUUCAUAUGCCGUUGGGUCAUUAUAAUCUAUCAGUUAUCUUCCUAUAGUAUUGUACAAGAAAAUUUAAAGCCAAGACAUAAGCUAUGUUUCCAUCCAAAAGUGAUUUCAAUCAUUGGGAAAUGCGCAUUAAAAGAAAUAUGAAUCCUGCGUGUUUCCAUUAAAUGUACAGACUUUGGAAACAACUGGAAACAAAACAAGUCUCGCAUUCUUCUUCUUCUACGUUUUCUGGCAGUUGGCAACCAGCUUGUAAAUGCAUUACCGCCUUCCUGACCCGGAGUGUGGAUAUCACCAUGGAGAGAGGUGCGCUACGUCAUUUAAUGGAAACACACAGGAUUCGUAUUUCUUUUAAUGCGCAUUUCCCAAUGAUUCGAAUCACUUUUGGAUGGAAACAUAGCUAUUGUCCUUCAAAACUUAAAGUUCAAAGUCUCAAAAAAAUAAGGUUAUUAUAGAUUAUUAUUAAUAAUAUUAUAAAGAAUAUACAAUUAUAACACAAGAGCCAACAGUGAAAUCUUAAAUCCUUGUAGAUUCAAGUCUAAGAUGUGUAAGAACUGCUUUAUGUGCUGGUACCUUGGAGGGAAUAUAUUUUCUAGUCUUUAGUUUCUGUUUUCUAUGUUUCUUGAUGUCUAAUGUGAUAUCACGUCUAAUGCCUGUUUCUGUCUUGAUGGACUGUAAAUAACAGAGACAAUAGUAGAGAUAAGUACAGGACUUAAUACUUUUAAUCCCAGACAAAGUCAAAAUGCUGUCAAUAAACCACAACAAACAAAAAAUAACAAGUUUAACAUAGAAAUGCAUGUUUUUCCCCCCAAUAUAACAGGAACAUACUGAUGAUAUGUAAGAUAAUAAAACCAGAUCCUUCCACACUUACUGGUUUAAUAUGUCAACAAUAAACAAACACAAACAGAGUCUGGCCCAUUGAACCGCUGGUUAGCACCAACAUUCCCAUGAUUCAUUAUGUCAUAGUGUAAAUUGUCAUCUUGUCCUACUAGAGCAUAGUGAAAUCUCACACUGGAUUUUAUAGAAAUUUUGAAUAUAAAAUAAAUCUUAUUUCAGUGUAUCUGUUUUAGAAGUUUCAAGUAACCAUGAAUAAAUAAAUAAAGAACAAACAAUUAAGGAAAAAAGAUGAAACAAUAAUGGCUGAAAUUUGAUUGCCUCAGUGAAAAAUAAAAAGUCAGUUAAAUCAUAAAGUUAAUGGGUUCGAGACUGAAUUAAAAAAGAUAUUCUUUCCUGAAUACAGAAAAUUAAUAAAAAAAAAAUAAUAAUAAUAAAAUACCAAAGAAGUAGUAAAACCUUAAUUGGAAAAUAAAAUCGAAUAAUAAUAAUAAUAAUCUAAACAAAAAUAAAGCUAAAAUAAUUUAAAAUUGAUAAAAGAAAAAAAGAGAAAACUGAUAACUGUUCAAAACUGUCUAUCACCCUUUAUAACUGUAUCAAUCAAUGACGUAACCUGCAUGAAGUACUUCACAGUGCUUGUGUUUAAAACGUAAAAACGUAAACAAAAAAAACCCCAAACCAAAACAAAACUUUUUUUUUUUAACUUCUGGAGACAUAAAUUUGUCUCAGUGUGUCCCUGUGUUGGUAAAAAAGGAGCACACACACACACACACACACACACACACACACACACACACACACACACACAAACACACACACCGUGCAGCCUCGGAUAUGCGGGAAGACGAGGACUGAUGCUGGCGCGUCAUCUCCGCGCUUACUCAGUCUCCUAGCAACAGGAAACAUCUGCCUCCGCGAGGACCAAUGAGGGCGCGCGCACAGAGCUGUGUGUUGUCUCUUGUUGCUGUGAACGGGAUAUUUUAGGAGGCUGGAGAGCAGCGAGCGUCUCACCCCGGAGGAGCUGGAGCUGGCUGCCUGUCUGUCUGUGCGUCCGUCUGUCUGCCUGCAGGGACCGAGGGGAGGCUCUGACUCAGGCCGGGCUGGAGCGUCGCUGAAUCGGGUGUGAGGACGGUGGAUGUGGCGCCGUGGAGCGGAGGAGCGGAGGACAUCACCGGAGAGAGACAGAGAGGCUUUAAGUGGGAUUUACUGACCUGCUGCUGGACGGAAUUAUUUAAAGGAGUCUGAGGGCGAUGUGGAGGCUCAGAUCGGCUCAGACGCACUGAUUGAGCGCCGGCUGUGGAGCAUCAGCAGCAGCAGCCCCUUCCCUGUGAGAGAGACCAAACCAUUCAACAACGUCGAAAGUUGCUUACUUCAAGAGGAAAUAUGCGGAGGAGGAGGAUUUACACGGAGGCCUACAUGGAUAUUUUCAAAAACACCUGAUACUGCAGGAGGACCGGAGCUGCAUCCUGAAGCUGUCCCUGGAGAAGCUGAGGUUCCUGGAGGACCCCGAGGCCUACCUGCGGCGCUCCGUCCUUAUCAACAACCUGCUGAGGAAGAUCCACCAUGAGGAGGAGGAGCUGGAGGCUGAAGAGGAGGAAGAGGAAGAAGAAGAUGAAGUAGAAGAGGAGGAGGAAGAAGAAGAAUUAGAGGAAGAGGUGAUAGGAGAGAGGGGGCAGCAGAGGCUGUUGUACCCGGACAGGAAGAGGGUGAAGGUGCUGGUGAUGGACUGCUGCUCUCCGGCGUUUGGCCUGGAGGAGCUGCAGCAUUACCGGCUGGUGCCCUGUUACCCAUCAGCCGGGUGCCUGUACAGCCUGGGUACCUGCCCGGGCCUCGCCCCAAACCACCAGGUCCUUCUGUACAACCUGGACGACAACGGCUGACUGCCCACACCUCACUGCCUCUUUGCAAAGCUGGGAAAUGCAGUUCAUGUUACAGCCAGGCAUGUGGACAUGUACUGUUUGUUUAAAAUCACCAAGAUGAAAGCUGCUGGCGUUCUCCCACUAAAAACCUUUGAGGGACACGUGUCAUGGGGUCUGUUUUGUCCGUUGCCAGGAUGUCACCUCCUCUUGUCUCCUCGCUAUGAGGCAGCAAUGGAUUUGAAAAGCUGAGAAACCCUCAUUCUGCUUCAGGAUCAGCAGGGUCUCUGAUGUUGAUGUCAAACUCUGUCGCAGCGUCACUGCCAUUUUACUAUACGUGCAAAUGUGAGAGACUUUGAAGCGGGCUGUUGGUGUUGUGUAAUUGAUUUUUAUUGUCAUUGUUGCUCAUGUGAAAACCGUGAGCGUAUUCAGGGAUUUACAGACUGCAGGCUACUUUUUUGAUGCACCUUGGCUUGCGUGGAGAAUAUGCGCUGAUAUGCUUCUGUUAUCUUUUUAUGCUACUGUGUGAUUUAUGAAAUAUUUUGUGUAACAUUCCCUGGACUGUGUGAACCGUCAUGCAAUCUCAAGACACUACAUCCUCUGAGGUGCAUUUACUGCCCAUGGGAAGACUGUUUCUCUCUCUGUAUUUGAUGUCCUGUGUUUUGCAUCACUUUGCUGCCCUCUGCUGGUGAAAUAAUUCAUGCUGAGGCCAUUUAUAGUGGCUGAUGUGUUCAAAUCUCACAAUGCAAGUAAUAAGAUGGUAACACUUUAAACCCUUUGUUAAGCAUUUAUAAGCAGCAUACAAAUGGUUCAUAACAGUAUAAUUCAGUUAUAAGCAGAUAUAAGUGUUUAUUAACUCCUCCUGUAGGUAAAUGAGUGACAACAUUGUAAAAUGCAGAUGUAAUACUAUAAAAUAUGCCUUCACAGGAGAAGUUAUAAUUCCCAACAAGUACUGCACACUUAAAGUGUCCUUGUAUCUGCAUACAGCUACAUUAAAGUGUGUUACAAACCAUUUAUUAAAUGUUUUAGUGCUUAUAAUGCUAAAUAGUGGGAUUUAAAGUAAAGUUUUACUGAAAAGGAUAAUAAUCUUUCUUUGUUGUUUCCCUAUUUCACCAUAUGUUAAAAAAAUAAGUCACGAUUUGCUUUUUUGUGCUUUCAAAAAAGGAAAAUUGCAUCUCCUCUCAUUCUCUCCAGCUCUCAGAGGUCACAACAUUUUAUUUUCUGCUGCCAAAUAAUCAGUUUGUGAUUGAUUUCCACCCCUGUGGUGUUUUAAAGAUGCAUUUCGAAGAGCAGAAUGUCUUUAAAUUGAUAUUAUACUCCAUAUUUUCUAACCAUCAGCCCUGGUUGUGACAGCAGAGACUGAAUUUUUAAACUGUCAGAAGAUAUUUUAUUAUUUAACAGGGCACUACAUGCGUGCUGUAUGACAACGGUGAUUAAUGAUUCAUCCUUUUCAGUGUCUCUUUCUGUGUUUUGAGUGUUCAGUCCAGGAGUUUCUCUGGGUUUUAAAUUUGCAUCUUGAUAACAAUCACUACAAUGGAAAAAACAACAACAACAAACUGCAGGCAACUAUUAAAGAGAAGCUUGAUAUUUUAAAACAAGAAUUUAUAUUUUGAUGAAAAUGCAUAUUCCAUAUUUAAGAUAAACUAUUUUGGAAAAAGGGCCAGUGAACUUUUUUCAGGUGAUUGAGUAUCAAAUAAAGUAUGUGAGGUGACAAUGUUUGUGUGUUUCCAUGCAUCUUUGUGCAGCAGUACAAGCAGUAAUAAUAAUAGAUGCAUUUUCACAAUCUUUCUUUAUUCAUCUUUCUUGUAAGCAGGUGUUCAAACAAUCUGGAUCAGCUAAAAUGAGACCUUUUUUAAAUCUAGUAUUUUAGAUUCAGUUUUGUUUGUAAUAUUCAGAAGCUGAUGGAAAGACAGUGAAAAGUGAGCCGCACAAUAUCAGGCUCCAGGCAAAGCGCGGUCACGUUACGUCGUGACGUUCUAAUCAUGUCUAUUGUGCGUGCGCGCCGGAACUCCUGUUGCCUUCAUGUCCUCCUACCAAGCUCAAACUUUAGACGCUCAAAUCCGAAAUACCUUCAAUGCCCAAUUAAGUAUGUAGAUCCGAAAACUAUUCCCUCUCAGAACAAUGUAAUAAUGGUGAAUAGUAAUAAAACUCUUUCUUCAUUGUAAGAUAGUUUUAAUAAAGCCUAAGCCUAUCAUUUUAUAUUUUUGUUCACAUUUCAUUGGCAUCCUGCAUCUUUGCUUUUUAAUAUCA